AUGCACCGCUUGACGCUCAUUGCCUUAGGGACCGCCAUUGUCAGCAUAGGCGUAUUUCGUUUCUACACGUUAUUCAGGCAGAUGAAUAACCCCAAGAAAGUGCCAGGUCCGACACUCUUACCUUAUAUUGGACGGAUUCAUGACCUCCCGAUCAAGUUUAUGUGGAUCAAGCUCCACGAAUGGGCUCGUCAAUAUAGUGGACCAAAUGGAUUCUAUAUGAUUGACAUACUCGGUACCGCAAUAUUAGUCGUGACAGAUGAGUCUGUAGCAGAAGAACUCAUGGUCAGGAGAGCAAAGUACAACUCUGACCGGCCAGAGAUAAGAUCAAUUGUUGAUUCUAAGAGUACUCAUGGCUCCAUGGAAUAUUUACCACUCAUGGGAAAGAACCAGUACUGGGCUCGGCAGCGCCGCUUAACCCACGCUUAUCUAACUGAAGCGAGCAAUGCCCAUUAUCACGGCGUCAUGUACCAUGAGGCCAAAAGAUGGCUCGUAAGAUUGAUUGAACGACCUGACGAUUUCCAAUACAGCUUGGAGGAUAUGGCAUCCAAAGUCAUGUGCCAGUUGACAUGGGAUGAUCCGAGCCUCAGCGAGUAUUGCACCAAAAGUGCAUGGGGGUUACUAACCCAGAUGUCGCCAGCCGGUCCUAUCACAAACGUUUUGACGCCAUUGUGGCAUUUGCCAGAGAUCAUAAACCCGUGGAAAAUAGCAGAACGCAAACGCCAUGGUGAACAACGGGAAUGGUGGAUGAAACGACUCGUCGAAACCCGUAAGAAGAUGGAGCUCGGCCAGCAGAGACCUUGCUUCACUAGGCAAUACCUAGAGAGGGUCGAAAAGCGCUCAAGUCUCUCUGGCGACUACGAGGCAUCUUGUGUAAUUGGUAUGAUAGCCCUCGUUGGCAUAUUCACUGUGGCUGGUCCUCUCUCUUACUGGCUUGUCUCCAUGGUGCAUCAUCCCAUGUGGCAAAGCAUUGUCCAAAGGGAAAUCGACCACAAAUGCCAGGGUCAAAUGCCAACCCUUGAUGACGUACCUAAUUUACCGAUAUUGAGAGCAUGCAUCAAAGAGACCAUGAGAUGGCGGCCUAAUGUGCCAACCGGCGUUGCCCAUGAAAUGGAAGCUGAUGACGUAUAUCGAGAUUACUAUUUGGCAAAAGGAACACGGAUUCUUCCACUUGACUGGGCAUUUCUCCGGAACCCUCUGAAGUACCCAGAUCCUGAUAAUUUUCGACCUGAAAGAUGGCUCGAACCCGGCUGGCCUACUUAUCAGGAGCCGCUCACGCAAUUCCCAACUAUCAAGGGCAUGAGUUCGUUUGGCUGGGGCCAACGACAAUGCUUGGGGCAAACCUUGACCCAAGAUGAGCUCAUCGUGGCCUGUGGUGCACUGAGCUGGUGUUUCAAUCUCAAGCCAAAGAAAGAUCCGGUCACAGGCUGCGACGUACCAGUACCUGCGGAUAAGUCCAACUCGUUGCUUAUUAUCAAGCCCGACCCUUUCCAGAUGGAAUUUGAGCCGAGAAGCAAGGGACGAAAACAGGAGGCUCUACGAUUAUGGGAAGAGUCAAAAGCACGAGACAAGCGUGAAAGGUACGAGUUCGCUCAACGUGCCGCGACGAUGCCGGAGAAAUAA
This is a messenger RNA of Xylaria bambusicola, 1620 nucleotides long. RefSeq names its product cytochrome P450. Lineage: Eukaryota; Fungi; Ascomycota; Sordariomycetes; Xylariales; Xylariaceae. Gene Ontology annotation, molecular function: heme binding; oxidoreductase activity, acting on paired donors, with incorporation or reduction of molecular oxygen; monooxygenase activity. The transcript has 5 exons. The record is from RefSeq and is a predicted model, not a curated record. Bases 1 to 1620 code for a protein of 539 amino acids.